UCCACUCACCUCAGCCAAAAAAACUAAAUAACAAUGGCUAGCGUUACAAGUCUUCUGCUUCUGUUUGCAAUGCUGGUGGCUGUCUCCCUGGCCCAUCAUCACCAUGGUCACCAUCAUCAUCGUCACCAUCACCACCACCACCAUCAUCACCACCACCACACGAAGAAUAUCCAUCAUUACGACGAGUACUCAUCAGGCUCAUCAGGUUCCUCAGGCUCAUCCGAGUCCUCAGGAUGCGGUUGUGGAGGAAGUUCCGGGUCUUCUGAAUCCUCGGACGAAGACUACCCCAUCCCAAUCCCCAUCCCAAUCUCCAGCGGUGGCGGCAGCAGCAGCGGUAGCAGCGGUUCCUCCGACGCCGCCCUUCUCCAGGCUCUCAUCAACGCCGGAAAGAAGAAGUAGAAACAAUACUUGGUUCUGUUCAGUUUUCAACGAACAUCGUUCUCCACUGCUGGCUCUGUUGACUUCUAUAUACCUGUUCAACUUUAUCUGUUAUCUGUUUCUGUUAUCUGUAAAUUAUAUGAAAUAAAAUUUGAAUUAUGAUCAUA
Haliotis rufescens (red abalone) is the source of this 545-nucleotide messenger RNA. Its product is annotated as transcription factor Maf-like. The coding region runs from base 34 to 399 and encodes 121 amino acids. Lineage: Eukaryota; Metazoa; Mollusca; Gastropoda; Lepetellida; Haliotidae. The record is from RefSeq and is a predicted model, not a curated record. The transcript has 3 exons.